This is a messenger RNA of Condylura cristata (star-nosed mole), 501 nucleotides long. It is a transcript of the gene IFITM5, whose product is annotated as interferon induced transmembrane protein 5. Gene Ontology annotation, cellular component: plasma membrane. Lineage: Eukaryota; Metazoa; Chordata; Mammalia; Eulipotyphla; Talpidae. The transcript is spliced from 2 exons. The annotation marks the transcript as partial. Gene Ontology annotation, biological process: bone mineralization; bone morphogenesis. The record is from RefSeq and is a predicted model, not a curated record.
CGAGACCACCUGAUCUGGUCGGCGUUCAGCACCCUCUACCUGAACCUGUGCUGCCUGGGCUUCCUGGCGCUGGCCUACUCCAUCAAGGCCCGAGACCAGAAGGCCGCGGGGGACCUGGAGGCGGCCCGGCGACUGGGCUCCAGAGCCAGGUGCUACAACAUCCUGGCCGCCAUGUGGACGCUGGUGCCCCCGCUGCUGCUGCUGGCCCUGGUGGUGACCGGCGCCCUGCACCUGUCGCGGCUGGCCAAGGACUCCGCCGCCUUCUUCAGCACCAAGUUUGACGACUCAGACUACGACUGACCCCGAGGUUGGGCCCUGCCCCUCCGGGGACCCCAGCCCAGAUGCCAGCCCCGGUCCUGGGCUCCACCCGCCUCCCGAAGCCCCUGCCUGCCGGGCACCUCCUGGGACCCCAGCUUGCGUCCCCUCCCCUUAGCCCUGCCCAGCCGGGACCCUCGCUGGCCUGCCCCUCACCAGGGCAGCCUCGAUGUCACGAUUAAAGCG